Molecule: messenger RNA, 1349 nt
Organism: Zonotrichia leucophrys gambelii
Lineage: Eukaryota; Metazoa; Chordata; Aves; Passeriformes; Passerellidae
Gene: SELENOM
Product: selenoprotein M
Exons: 5
Cellular component (GO): endoplasmic reticulum lumen
Molecular function (GO): oxidoreductase activity
Source: RefSeq, a predicted model, not a curated record
GCCUCUUUUAGAAAGCCGCUUCCAUGACUGCCUCCAAUAUAAAACUGUGACAGUUGGUCUGUGUGUCGCUGUCUGUGUAUCACUCUGUGUGUGUUGCUGUGUGUGUGUUGCUGUGUGUGUGUUGCUGUGUGUUGCCCUGUGUGUGUGUGUUGCUGUGUGUCGCUGUGUGUGUAUCGCUGUCUGUGUGUUGCUGUGUGUUGCCCUGUGUGUGUGUGUUGCUGUGUGUCGCUGUGUGUCGUUGUCUGUGUGUUGCUCUGUGUGUGUCGCUGGUGUCGCUGUCGGUCUGUGCACGUUGAGCGCUCGCGGCUCUUACGCGCCAUUCACACGGUGCGCACGCGUGUGCGCGCGCGACUCUUUCCGUUCGUGUGCGCGCGUGUUUUGCGCGCAUGCCCGGCGCCGUGCGCGUGCCCGUGGCGCGCCGGACGUGGCAGCGGGCGGGAGCGAUGCGGGCGGUGCUGCCGGGGCCGGGGCCGGGGCUGUGGCUGCUGCUGGCGGCGGCGCUGGCGGCGGGCAGCGGCUCGGAGCGCCCCCGGCUCCGCGAGACCGUGCUGCAGGACCUGGCCCGCGGCAAGGUGGAGACCUGCGGCGGGUGACGGCUGAAUCGCCUCAGGGAGGUGAAGGCGUUCGUCACCCAGGACAUCCCAUUCUACCAUAACCUGGAGAUGAAACACCUGCCUGGUGCUGACCCUGAGCUUGUGCUCCUCAGCCUCCGGUAUGAGGAGCUAGAGAGAAUUCCCCUGAGCGACAUGACCCGGGAAGAGAUCAACCAGCUGGUGCAGGAGUUGGGCUUCUACCGCAAGGAGACGCCUGAUGCCCCUGUGCCAGAGGAGUUCCAGUUUGCCCCUGCCAAGUCUCUGCCAAUACUGCUGCCCCCCCAUGCACCCACUGCUGAUGGCAAGACCCCACCCAAACACGACAAGGAAGAACACCCAGACCUCUAGCAAGGAAUGGCACCCUUAGGACAGGGUCCUGCAGCCAGUCCCCAGUGCAAAGAAUGAGGGCGUUAUGGCAGCUGGACAUGGUGUCACAGGGUGGCAAAGGUUUUCCCCCCCACUCUUGCUUGUGUGCUGGUUGAUGCCCUCCUGUCCUUGGAGCUCAUUAUCCUUGGCAGAGGAGGAGCAGCAUUUCUUACAGUCUCUUGCUGUACCCAGACAUUUAGCUGCUCCCAGCACUGGGCAGCAGUAUCCUGCCUGCAUGGGACAGGAUGAAACCCUCAGCAGAAAGCGCCAGGUGCUAAGGGUAGAUGUGCUGAGUCCCAAAGGUGGGAGAGCUGUCCCAAGAAGGGGGCUUUACCCCCCAGCAGGCUUUAUGUCAUAUCCAGCUCCUAGUAAAGCUUUUAUUUGCAGUCA